AUGUCCACUGUUCUCAUUUCUGGAGCCUCCGGCUACUUGGCCCUUCACAUUGUCUCUCAGCUCUUAAAAAACGGAUACACCGUUAUAGGAACGGUUAAAUCUAGUGCUAAGGCUACUAUACUGACUGGGUUGUUCUCUGAACCACGUCUCAGUUUUGAGAUAGUCCCUGAUGUCGGUACUCCAGGCGCAUUCGACGAGGUUUUCCAGAACCACCCAGACAUUGAGUUUGUCAUCCACGCUGCUGCCGUUCUUCCAAGCGGGAUUGAUAAAGAUGACUAUUACCACGCUUUUUUUGAGACAUCUGUAAAGAGUACCACGAACAUCCCCGAAAGCAUUCGUGACUUUGCACCAAAUGUCAAACAUGUCGUUCACACGUCUUCGAAUGCCGCCCUGCAAAACUUCAAGUACCCAUCAGACCCAUCAGCUGUCGUUUCAGAAGAAACUUGGAACGAAACAUCAUGGGAAGAUGUAAAGGACUUCGAACCUAUGGCUUACUCAUACUCCAAGGCAGAGGCUGAAAGGUCUGCAAGAAGCUUUGUCAAGUAG
Kuraishia capsulata CBS 1993 is the source of this 546-nucleotide messenger RNA. RefSeq lists its product as uncharacterized. The coding region runs from base 1 to 546 and encodes 181 amino acids. The record is from RefSeq and is a predicted model, not a curated record. Gene Ontology annotation, molecular function: oxidoreductase activity, acting on the CH-OH group of donors, NAD or NADP as acceptor. NCBI's taxonomy places the organism in Eukaryota, Fungi, Ascomycota, Pichiomycetes, Pichiales, Pichiaceae. The transcript has a single exon.